This is a messenger RNA of Alternaria incomplexa, 3297 nucleotides long. RefSeq lists its product as uncharacterized. The coding region runs from base 1 to 3297 and encodes 1098 amino acids. Gene Ontology annotation, biological process: phosphatidylinositol dephosphorylation. Lineage: Eukaryota; Fungi; Ascomycota; Dothideomycetes; Pleosporales; Pleosporaceae. Gene Ontology annotation, cellular component: intracellular membrane-bounded organelle. Gene Ontology annotation, molecular function: phosphatidylinositol-3,5-bisphosphate 5-phosphatase activity. The transcript has a single exon. The record is from RefSeq and is a predicted model, not a curated record.
AUGGAGAAAUCGAAGUCGAGACUAAGUUCCCCAGAACGAUCCAGCUCCGUCGCGUCCAGGCCUACAGCAUCGCGCACUAGCAGUCAGGAGCAGCUGGAUGACAUCGAGAAGGCGUCGACUGCAGUCGGUAGCCCACAGACCUCUCCGCUUGAGUUCAAACCCGAAGCCGAUCUCGACAAAUUACCUGGUCAUGGAAAGCCACGAAGAGAGUCGGAGUCCACCAAAUUUGGCGGUGAAGAAGAAAAUCCCAACGUCAAUGUAUCGUUCCACAGACCUUCCACUCCAUCUACGGUUCAUAAAGUCAAGGGCUCGACCUACCAGAAUGUCGGAGAGAGCGGGAUUAAGAGAAUGCACAAAUUCUCGCUCUACGAAACCAGUACCCGCUUCUAUCUCAUUGGUGCCGACAUUACCGACAGGCAGUUUCGCGUGCUGAAGAUCGAUCGGACCGCUGCACCUGGACAUUUGAACAUCUUUGAAGACGAUAUAGUGUAUAAUCGGCGAGAAAUGCAUCAGUUGCUCGAUACGAUAGCUGACGGCAACAAGGCUACAGGGGGGAUGAAGUUGAAGUGCAGCACAUGGGGCCUGUUGGGCUUCAUCCGGUUCACGGAGGCGUACUACAUGUUAUUGAUAUCCAAAAGAUCGCAAGUAGCCAUGUUGGGCGGUCACUACAUUUAUCAGGUCGAUGGCACGGACAUGGUGCCAUUGACGACUGGAUCAACAUCAAGGUACCAGAAAGACCGCAAUCCGGAAGAAGCGAGAUUCUUGUCCAUCCUCAACAACAUGGACCUCACACGAUCAUUCUACUUUAGCUAUUCUUACAACGUUACGAGGAGCCUGCAACAGAACAUCAUUCAUCAGCGGACUGCACUUAGUGAAGGCAUUUCCAACCCUGAACGCGAUUUUCAGGAUAUGUUUGUUUGGAACCAUCAUCUCCUGAACCCUGCGCGAGACGCACUGAAGAACGUCUACGACUGGUGUCACCCAGUCAUACAUGGAUACGUUGAUCAAUCUUCGCUGGAUGUUUUUGGGCGACGAGUAUACCUUACCAUCAUUGCCCGACGAUCAAGACAUUUUGCCGGUGCUCGUUUCCUCAAGCGUGGAACAAACGACCUUGGAUAUGUCGCCAAUGACGUCGAGACAGAGCAAAUUGUGUCCGAGCAGACCACGACUUCCUUCCAUGCUCCUGGACCACGCCUCUAUGCGAAUCCCUCUUACACAUCCUACGUCCAGCACCGCGGUAGCAUACCGUUAUACUGGACGCAAGACAAUACUGGUGUGACACCAAAGCCAGACAUCGAUUUGAAUCUCGUGGAUCCUUUCUACAGCGCAGCAGGACUGCAUUUCGAUAACCUGUUUGAGCGCUACGGUGCCCCGAUCUACGUUCUCAACCUUAUCAAGGCGCGUGAACGAACUCCGAGAGAGUCGAAACUGCUUUACGAAUACAAGCACGCUAUCGACUACCUCAACCAGUCGCUACCAACUGACAAGAGGAUCAUAUAUGAGGCUUUCGAUAUGUCAAGAGCAGCCAAAACCAGAGGACAGGAUGUCAUUGGCACGUUGGAGAACCUUGCUGAAAAGGUCUUGCGGAAGACAGGGUUCUUUCGCAACGGCGACAAUGAGUAUGAUGCGCCUCAAGUGCAGAACGGAGUGGCGCGAACGAAUUGCAUCGACUGUCUAGACAGAACCAACGCUGCUCAGUUCGUCAUUGGAAAACGAGCACUAGGUCGACAAUUGCAAGCGCUUGGUGUCAUAUCCGGUAAUACUGUCGAGUACGAUUCGGACUGCGUCGAGCUGUUUACGCAGAUGUUCCACGGUCAUGGUGACACUAUCGCCAUCCAGUAUGGUGGCUCGCAUCUCGUCAACACGAUGGCUACCUACCGGAAGAUCAACCAGUGGCAAAGUAGUUCUCGCGAUAUGGUUGAGAGCUUCAAGCGCUACUACCACAAUUCCUUCCUCGAUUCACAGCGUCAAGAGGCAUACAAUCUGUUUCUGGGUAACUACGUUUACCGCCAGGGCCAGCCGAUGCUAUGGGAUCUAUCAACAGACUACUUCCUCCACCACGAAAACCCACAAAACUUCCUCGAGCGCACAAGACGAGACUAUAUCCAGUGGUACACACAUUCGCAUCUUCAACAACGCACACUACCACCUUCAGUCAUGCCAGCUCUACCAAGUGAGGAAUCAACAUUCGACUUCAUCAGCUUCCGUGAUGAUUACUGGCUCGAAUACUAUCGACCAUUGGCUAUCUCGUCAUAUCUCAAAAUAUUUGCCUUCCGUUUAGCCAAGCCGCGACCAGGUCUUAGGGAUGGAACGUAUCCAUCUCGUAAGGAGAACAUGUCUCCGUUCGUCCCCCGUACGAAGCAACAGGAUCACGACGCACAAGGAAGGGAUGGAAAGAAGGCUCCUCGGAAAGGUGUGACCAUCAUUGACCCUUCGAGCGAGACUGAGUCCAAGCCCGAUCAUACCCCAGGCAACCGGAGGAGGGAUCUGCACCUUAGCGCUACCUACGCAGAAUCAUCAGUCCGACAUUCCAUUCUUCGGGAAUCGCAUUUCGAAACCCACCCGUCAGCACCACCGCCGUCAGCAUACCAAUCGUUGGCCAAUUCCAUGUCCACGUCAACUGGCCUCUCGUCCACGCUCAAACCCGGUUUCAAGCCCGCUAACAAAGCGCUCGUUCACCAGUGGACAUUAACCCAAUUCUAUGAGAACAGCAUGAAUCCAUCGGUAUCCUACAGCGAAGAAGAAGAAUACGCCCGCUACAUCGAACACCCGCUUAACCUACCUUUGGUUGUCAGUAGCGAGAUGCCCACCGCCGACGACCCCAGUGCGAUGGAAUUCUACGACUACCUUUCCAUGACAGAAGGCAGCAUCCCCGCGCCCAAGAACUUCGAUGAAGAUGGCGUUCAAAUAACCCUCUCUGAUCUACCCCGUUUGGACACCGAACUCGCAAACCAGUCCUUCGCCCGCCCCAUGACCUCACAAUCUGUCAGCACGCCGUUCUCACACGCGCCCUCCUACUCGUACCCGCACACGUACAAUCUGCACCCGCACGUCUACGCGGAUGUUCAGGAGCCGCCUCCACAGCCACAGUCUACUGGAAGCAAGUUCCAAACGCCGGAAGAAGAUAUCGAGGAGUUUGAAGAAUUUCUGCGCGUCAAGGAGAACCCGUUGGACGUCGAAGAGGAAGAUACGGCGAAGAAGAGAUACAAAGCUUACCGGCAGUGGUUGAGAGGUAAGAGCUUCUUCAAACAGAGUAAGGUUGAUCCUGAGUGGCAGGCACAGUUGCCUGUGCGGUAG